Molecule: messenger RNA, 1812 nt
Organism: Schistocerca gregaria
Lineage: Eukaryota; Metazoa; Arthropoda; Insecta; Orthoptera; Acrididae
Product: serine/arginine repetitive matrix protein 2-like
Exons: 4
Coding region: 1-1812 (603 amino acids)
Source: RefSeq, a predicted model, not a curated record
AUGUACCUCGGUAGCCGACCCCUCCGACGCGCCGUUCGAGUGCGCCUCGCCGAGGAUAUGCAUGUCGACGGACCGUGCUCAUUCGUUUCCACAAAUGUUCGCGCGGAACGCCACCUUCUUGCUCCUCGCUGCCUGCACGCGACGGCGGGCGGUCGUGGUCGACGGCCGCCACCAGCGCCGGAAGGCCCGGCCAUUCGCCCAAACCCGCGCGAUUCGAGCCCUUUCCUAUUCGCCCACCACUCGGGCGGCCCUCGGCCGCUCCUGCUCGCCUGUGUACCGCCGCGAACGCGCCCCCGGCGACCGCUGCUCCUUCGAGGAAGGAAAAACAAUCCGAACGCAGCUUGCCAGAAAUCGAAGCCAGCGCGCGGAGGCAAAAAGACUGCUCUCAGCCGCGGUCAAGAACUCACCACGCAACGAUCGAUACCACCUCGCCUUGGGAAUCCUCCACCACCUGUCACCAGAAGGCGCCGAGUCUCAAGCACUGUCCUUGAAGCACCUCAAAAAAUCCAUCAAGCUCAACCCCACGUCCUCGGAAGCCUUCUACUACUUGGGCCACGCUCGAGCCCUCGAUAUAGACCCCACGAAUUCAGACGCGAGCAACAACCUCGGCUGGAUAUACUGGAAACUCUUGGACGCAGAGGACGCCUCCUCUCCGCAAUCUCGACCCAACGCGCCGCCGGGCCAAAACUCGAAGAAGAAGUCGAAGAAACUGUCAAAUCGCGCCCUGUCUGUCAAAUAUUUUCGCCAAGCCAUCGAGCACGACCCAAACCACGCCAUCGCCCACAACAACCUGGGGAACGUCUUGCUGGAAAUCAGGGAAAAGCCAGAGCACCUCAACGAGGCUCUCGGCCACUUGGUCAAAGCGGUCGACUUGGAACCCAACAACGCCCAAAUGCACUACAACUUGGCCGGCGCCUGGAAAGAAAAGGGCGAAAUUCACGCCUCUCUCGCGCACUACAGGACCGCGCUCGACAUCGGCCCCCAAACCGACCGCAUGUGGAACAACCUCGCUCUGACGUACAUCGAAGCCGGACAACUCGAGCUGGCGAUAGACGCAUUUUCCGCCGCCAUCAAAAUCGCCCCGGACAACGCAGAGCUGUACGCCAACAAGGCUCUGGCAUAUCGUCGCAGCCAAAGACCAGAUCGCGCGCUAGAGUGCUACGAGCAGGCCACUUCUGCAAUCCCGAACCACGAAGAACUCUUGGUCGGCCUUUCAAACUUGCAGCUCGAACUGGAACAAUACGAGCAGGCUCGGCGAACCCUGACCGCGCUCCACGCCGUAAACCCCAACAACCCAUCCCUGUACAAGUAUCUAGGCAUCCUGUGCAUCCAGGAAGAGAAAUGGACCCAGGCGACCUCUUACUUCGAAAAAGCCCUCUCUCUCGACCCCAAAAACCCGGAAAUUCUGACCUAUCUCGGCUCCUCUCUCAGGCAAGAGAGACAAUUCGAACGGGCGGAAAGGAUGCUCAAGCAAGCGUCCAACCUCGACGCCGACGCCUCUCAACCGCUGGAAAACCUGGGCGCGCUCUACCUAGAGCAGCAGCGAUGGAACGACGCCAUCAAGGCGCUCGAAAAAGUUCUCGAAAGAAAGCCAGACUGCGGCGAAACGCACAUGAAUUUGGCCUACCUCUUGCAGCAAGACGGGAGGAUCCAGCAAGCCCUGACGCACUUCCAAACGUCGGUCACGCUCAGACCGGACGACUGGUUGUGCCACUACAACUACGCCGUCGCCCUGUCCGACGCCAAAAACGAGCCCCUUUCCAAGCUGCAUAUGGAGAGAGCCGCCAGUCUGAACCAGGAGUUUUUUCGUAA